Phytophthora nicotianae INRA-310 is the source of this 363-nucleotide messenger RNA. RefSeq lists its product as hypothetical. The transcript has a single exon. The record is from RefSeq and is a predicted model, not a curated record. Bases 1 to 363 code for a protein of 120 amino acids. Lineage: Eukaryota; Oomycota; Peronosporomycetes; Peronosporales; Peronosporaceae.
AUGGUCAUGGAUAAGGACUUCAGCGAGAUUGAAGUGUUAUCUGAAGCAUUGCCGGAGGCCAGGGUAAUUCUUUGUCAUUUCCACGUGAUAGACUACCUCAAGCGCGAGAUUAGCAAGAAGAUUUAUGGUUUUACGUCGUUUGAAAAGACGCAGGCAAAGAAUUUGAUCACGUUGAUGAUGCGAGCCACUGAUGAACGAAAGUUCGGCCGAUAUUUGCAAACUCUUCAAACUCUGUCAAAAGACAAACCUCAAUUCUACGAGUACCUAGAGUCCAAUUGGUUAAGCUGCAAGGACAUGUGGUGUACAUUCAUGCGUGGGAACAUACCUCACUUGGACAAAUACGAACAACCGAUUAGAGGCUAG